Molecule: messenger RNA, 183 nt
Organism: Sungouiella intermedia
Lineage: Eukaryota; Fungi; Ascomycota; Pichiomycetes; Serinales; Metschnikowiaceae
Source: the annotation of a GenBank genome assembly
AUGCAAUUCAAGACCGUCGUCCUCGCUUUGACCGCUGCUUCCGCUGUUUCCGCUGCUAACGCCACUAACGGUACUAACGCUACCAACGGUACCUCCACCUCUGCCGGCUCUGGUGCUGUCCAGGUUGCCAGUGCUGGUUUCUUCGGUGUUGCCGCUGCUGCUGGUGUCGCUAUGUUGAUCUAA